Arabidopsis thaliana (thale cress) is the source of this 2292-nucleotide messenger RNA. RefSeq names its product Tudor/PWWP/MBT superfamily protein. Bases 146 to 2044 code for a protein of 632 amino acids. Gene Ontology annotation, cellular component: nucleus. The transcript has 2 exons. The record is from RefSeq and is marked reviewed. NCBI's taxonomy places the organism in Eukaryota, Viridiplantae, Streptophyta, Magnoliopsida, Brassicales, Brassicaceae.
GAAUAAUUCGUGACGUACACGUAGCUCUCUCAUAAACCCCCUCAAAACGAAAGAAACUCUGUUAUUUCUUCAUUACCCAAAAUCUAAGCUUUCGUCGCCGGCGAAACCGUAACCGCCACCGGAGGGAUUUUUGUUGGUGCUCGUUAUGUCUACGGAACCAGAAGGAGUCGAAUCUGACUCCAACGCUGAUUUUGCCAUAAAUGCGUCGAGUUUUGACUACGGUAUGGCUCACACAUCUGAAACCCUAGCUGAUCCCAUGAGCUUUCAAGCUCAGGACUUGGUAGUGAACCUCACUGGAGUUGAGCGAAAAGUAUUUGUCUCUGCUCGUGAUGAUAAGGAUAGUCUCUGUAACGGGGUUGAUUUUGAUGCUGAUUCAGAUCUGCUUAAGAACAAGGAUAAGAAAGGAUUUUCUAAAGAGAAUCUGAAGCUUUUUGACUCAGAUUUGGUUUGGGCUAAACUAAGAAGUUAUCCAUGGUGGCCUGGACUGGUCUUUGAUAAAUCUGUUGCCUCUAAAGCUGCGAUGAGGCACUUCAAGAAAGGAAAUGUCUUGGUUGCGUAUUUUGGGGAUUGUACAUUUGCUUGGAAUAAUGCAUCUCAGAUAAAGCCUUUUCAUCAGAAUUUCUCUCAAAUGCAGGAGCAGAGUAACUCCGCUGAGUUUCGUGAUGCUAUUGAUUGUGCUUUGGAUGAGGUUUCAAGGAGAGUAGAGUUUGGUUUAUCUUGCUCUUGUGUUUCAGAGGAAGCCUAUAACAAACUCAAGACUCAGAACAUAAUCAAUGCUGGAAUUCGUGAGGACUCAAGUGUUAGAUACGGUGGAGACAAGUUAUCGGAUGGAAUCUCUUUUGAACCUGCUAAACUUGUGGAUUAUAUGAAGCAUUUAGCUUGCUUUCCUUGCUAUGAUGCGACUGAGAAGCUGCAAUUUGUGAUUAACCGAGCUCAGGUAUUGGCUUUUCAACAAUGGAAAGACUAUUCUCACUUCAUUGACUAUGAAACAUUUGUAAGGUCGGUGGAAUCUGCUGCGACCCUGGCUUCUCUCCCAGAAGUAAAUAUGGAUGAAGGAAUAUCUGCCAAAAAGAGAAAGACAGAUUAUAAAGAUAAUGCUGAACAGACAAAGGAGAAGACUUUGUCAGAUUUGACUGUAAAGAAACGCUGUGGGAGCAGAUCAACUGAGAAAUUGGAUGGUAAGUCGCAUUCUGAAAAGAAGCGUAAGGUUGAGUCUUCGGAAUCUGGUAAGUCUGAGAAAAGGAUCAAGAAAAGUCAGCAAAAGGAGGAUUCAGUGUCUAAACACUCUAAUGAGGAAAGUCUUUUGUCAGUGGGUGAUACUAAUAAACUGCAGAAGACGGCUGAACCGUGUCAUGGAACUGGAGUGGAAAAUGAGAUGAAUUCUUUAACUCCUACACUUAAGCCUUGCCGUGCUUCUAAAUCUACGGAAGUUGAGAAUGAGAAGACUAAGAAGCCGAGACAUCAAGAGCUUGCUGAAAGAAAGAUUUCUUCUCCUGAUGAGAUGCUCUCAAGCCUUCACGCUGCCAAUACCUCAACGGGAAUACCUGAUUCAAUCAACAUAGACCCCUCGAAUUAUGAAGAUUUUGAAAAGUUCAUUAAUGAACUGUUUUGCAGUAAACUCAAUGGUGACUCAAAGAAGGCAAGUAUCACUGAGACAUCAGAACCUUGUGAUAAGAAAGACUCUGCAGAAGAAGAGAUAUUACCUGCAAAUAAAGAAAUCACUGGCUCAGGCUCGAAAGAGCAAAUUGGUCUCAAGGACUGUUCUGCAGAUUCAUUACCACCCUAUGCUUUAGUCCUCAACUUUGCGGAUUCAGGUUCGGUUCCAUCUGAAGAAAAGCUGAACGAGAUAUUUAAACGUUACGGUCCUCUCCAUGAGUCUAAGACUAAGGUCACGAUGAAGGGUAAGAGAGCCAAAGUUGUGUUCAAAAGAGGGGAAGACGCAAAGACUGCCUUUAGCAGCGCAGGGAAAUACAGCAUCUUUGGACCUUCUCUUCUAAGUUACAGACUCGAGUAUGUUUGCCCCAAACGGAAAAAAACAACAUGACUGAUUGAGUCACGGCAUCUCUUAACUUUCAGAGAUUAGGGUCUGAUCAGAUAUCAUCAGCUAGGUCUUAUGAUGAGAGUAGAUUUUCGAUAAAUAAACGUAACCUAGGAUUUAUGAUGAGAGUAGGUUUUCGAUAAAUAAAAGUAACAUUCGUGUGAUGAGACUAAUUCUUAACUUUAUGACAUACAAAACCAAAACUGGAAAUACCAAUGAUAACAGUAAAGUUAGUCGCAACUGAAGAUGAGGCU